GCAAAACAGAAGACUAUAUAUACCUUGUAAUUCACGCUGUAGUUAAGCCUACAUUGUGUGCUCCGUGUCUGGAAUAAUCUAUCUAAAGGAGGCUUUUUCUUUACUAAGAUAAGAAGACUAUUUCAAUAGACAUGAAUAUGUUGAUGCUUUCCUUAGUUUUUUUCCUUUAUGGGAGUUUUACUUCGGUAUCUGCAUCUUGUCCCUCCGAAUGUUCAUGUCCUCCUGAGUUAGCCAGGUGCGCUCCAGGAAUCAGCCUCGUGCCAGAUGGCUGUGGAUGCUGCAAAGCUUGCAAGAGGCAGCUCAAUGAGGACUGCAGCAAGACAGAGCCAUGCGACCACAUCAAGGGACUGGAGUGCAACUUUGGGGCUGGUUAUGGCACAGCUAAAGGCAUCUGUCGAGCUAAAUCAGAUGGAAGACCCUGUGAGUACAACAGCAAGAUCUACCAGAAUGGAGAGAGCUUCACUGCCAACUGCAAGCACCAGUGUACAUGUAUGGAUGGUGCCUUGGGGUGUGUGUCCCUGUGCCCCCAGCAGCUCUCCCUGCCCAAACUGGGCUGUGCCAUAUCCAAGCUGGUCAAAGUGCCCGGUCACUGCUUUGAGGAGCUGGAAUGCCUUGAGGAGAGGGGGAAAGCCUCAGUGGACAAGAAGGUCAGCAAAGAUGGCCGCAAGGAUAAGCAUUCUGAUGAUGACUUCACAAAGAGAAACGAGCUGGUGUCUUUCAUCAGAGGAGGACUCAAGUCUUUAGCUGCUUUCAGGAGUAAAACUGAGAGUCGCUUGAUGUCCAAGGGGAACAGGAGGUGUGUGGCUCAGACCACAGCCUGGUCCCCCUGCUCUAAGUCCUGUGGUACAGGAGUUUCCUCCAGGGUCUCCAACAACAACAGCCAGUGCAAGCUGGUGAAGGUGACUCGUCUCUGUGAGGUCCGCCCAUGCUCCCAGUCAUCCUACUCAUUCCUGAAGAAGGGUAAGAAGUGUAGUGGCAUUGCGAAGGCCAGCCGUCCAGUGACGCUGACCUAUGCAGGCUGCAGCAGCGUGAAGAAGUUCCACUCCAGGUACUGUGGUUCUUGCCUGGACGGGCGCUGCUGCACCCCUCAGCAGACCCAGACUGUGGCCGUUCGCUUCCGCUGUGAGGACGGAGACACUUUCAGCAAAGACGUCAUGGUCAUAGAGUCCUGUUCAUGUGACUUUAGCUGUUCCCAUAACAACGAGAAGCUCUCUGGGCUCUCCAAUGAUAUCCGCGAAUCCAGAGUCUGAGGGGAAAGUUUAGGGUUCCACACGCUGUAUGUAAACUAGGAUAACAAAGGGGUGAGAUGACGGGGAGUAAGGAUAACUCCAUAUGUGCACUGCUUUGCUGGAGACAUUUAUUUUGAGGAUUUUUGCUUCGUGAUAUUGGAGUUAUUGGUUGCUUCGAUAUGGAGCGUUUUAUGUUGUAAUAUUUCUGUUCAAUGACAACUUGUUUUGUAUGCAUGGCUAUCUUUUUGUGUUUAUUUGUAAAUAUGAAAACAUCUGCUUCGUGGCAGCUACUAGAAUGAUUUAAUCAAACAAGUGCCAUUGCUUUUAAUACCACAACAUUAUUUGUAUUUAUUUCUAAAAUCUUGACGUUUUCUUAAGAUAUGAUAGGCCAUAUUGGAAAAUCAUGUUUUCGACCAUUCGUUUUUUAAUCUUAUUUAUAAAAUGUAUAUAUUUAUGGAACCUGAUGUUCUGUUAUGAAUGACUAGAUAUCACAGUAUGGACAGUUGAUAUUUAACCUCUGUCCUCCACUCGUUACCUGUAUUAAUGGCACCUGUUUGAACUUGUUAUUAGUAUAAAAGACACCUGUCCACAACCUCAAACAGUCACACUCCAAACUCCACUAUGGCCAAGACCAAAGAGCUGUCAAGGACACCAGAAACAAAAUUGUAGACCUGCACCAGGCUGGGAAGACUGAAUCUGCAAUAGGUAAGCAGCUUGGUUUGAAGAAAUCAACUGUGGGAGCAAUUAUUAGGAAAUGGAAAACAUACAAGACCACUGAUAAUCUCCCUUGAUCUGGGGCUCCACACAAGAUCUUACCCGUGGGGUCAAAAUGAUCACAAGAACGGUGAGCAAAAAUCCCAGAACCACACGGGGGGACCUAGUGAAUGACCUGCAGAGAGUUGGGACCAAAGUAACAGAGCCUACCAUCAGUAACACACUACGCCGCCAGGUACUCAAAUCCUGCAGUGCCAGACGUGUCCCCCUGCUUAAGCCAGUAUAUGUCCAGGCCUGUCUGAAGUUUGCUAGAGAGCAUUUGGAUGAUCCAGAAGAAGAUUGGGAGAAUGUCAUAUGGUCAGAUGACACCAAAAUAUAACUUUUUGGUAAAAACUCAACUCGUCGUGUUUGGAGAACAAGGAAUGCUGAGUUGCAUCCAAAGAACACCAUACCUACUGUGAAGCAUGGGGGUGGAAACAUCAUGCUUUGGGGCUGUUUUUAUGCAAAGGCACCAGGACGACUGAUCCGUGUAAAGGAAAGAAUGAAUGAGGCCAUGUAUCGUGAGAUUUUGAGUGAAAACCUCCUUCCACCAGCAAGGGCAUUGAAGAUGAAACACGGCUGGGACUUUCAGCAUGACAAUGAUCCCAAACACACCGCCCGGGCAAUGAAGGAGUGGCUUCCUAAGAAGCAUUUCAAGGUCCUGGAGUGGCCUAGCCAGUCUCCAGAUCUCAACCCCAAAGAACAUUUUUGGAGGGAGUCGAAAGUCCGUGUUGCCCAGCAACAGCCCCAAAACAUCACUGCUCUAGAGGAGAUCUGCAUAGAGGAUUGGGCCAAAAUACCAGCAACAGUGUGUGAAAACCUUGUGAAGACUUACAGAUAACAUUUGACCUCUGUCAUUGCCAACAAAGGGUAUAUAACAAAGUAUUGAGAUAAACUUUUGUUAUUGACCAAAUACUUAUUUUCCACCAUAAU
This is a messenger RNA of Oncorhynchus masou masou (cherry salmon), 2915 nucleotides long. Its product is annotated as CCN family member 1-like. The transcript is spliced from 5 exons. Bases 132 to 1250 code for a protein of 372 amino acids. Gene Ontology annotation, molecular function: heparin binding; integrin binding. Lineage: Eukaryota; Metazoa; Chordata; Actinopteri; Salmoniformes; Salmonidae. Gene Ontology annotation, biological process: signal transduction; cell adhesion. Gene Ontology annotation, cellular component: extracellular matrix; extracellular region. The record is from RefSeq and is a predicted model, not a curated record.